Photinus pyralis (common eastern firefly) is the source of this 976-nucleotide messenger RNA. Its product is annotated as phospholipid phosphatase 4. Gene Ontology annotation, molecular function: phosphatidate phosphatase activity. The record is from RefSeq and is a predicted model, not a curated record. Lineage: Eukaryota; Metazoa; Arthropoda; Insecta; Coleoptera; Lampyridae. The coding region runs from base 105 to 869 and encodes 254 amino acids. Gene Ontology annotation, biological process: phospholipid metabolic process. The transcript has 4 exons.
UGUAGUUCUCUAGGCCACAAAAACUGUUAACCUCAAUCUACGUAUACAAAACAAACCCAAGGGGACCCACGAUCCACGGUAUUUUAUUUGAAAUCCCCCAAAAAAUGAUUCUUUAUAUAAGAAACAAAUUUGUAAAUGAAGUAACACUGAGGCUUAUUUUAUGGGUUUUAUUUAUCUAUUUGGAUUACUUGGAACCUUUCUCAAGAGAAAUACAACCCGAAGAAGUAUGGAAGUACAAAUAUCCCUUAAAAGAGAGCUAUGUAUCUUCCAGAAAUUUAUGGAUGAUUAUUCUUACAUUCCCUACCAUUCUUAUAGUGAAGGAAUAUUUACAGAAUAAAGACAAGAUUGAAUUGUACUAUACUCUUCUAAGUUUAUCGUUAAAUUAUGGACUAGUUGGCUUUUGGACUCAGUUCUUGAAAUUAAUCGUAGGCCGACCCCGGCCUAAUUUUUUUUACAAAUGUUUUCCAGACGGGGAAGGAAGUGAUUUUAAUCAUUGUACUGGUUUCCAUCGAUCUUAUCUAGAUGGGAGGAAGAGCUUUCCUAGUGGACAUUCGUCAUUUGCAUUUUCUAGCAUGUUUUUUAUCACAUUGUACUUAGCGGGGAAAUUGAAAGUAUUUAUUGAAGGUGGACGAGGAAAUACGUGGCGUUUAUGUAUUUGUUGUUUACCUCUGGUUUUGGCCACCUCAAUAGCUGUGAGCCGAACUUGUGACUAUCAUCAUCAUUAUGAAGAUGUUGUCUGCGGCAGCCUCCUAGGCAUAGUAAUUGCAUAUACUGAUCCGAGGACUGAUCGAAGAAUUAAUCAUAUCAAUUAUUGGAUUUUUCAUCGGCCAAAUGGUGAUCCCCUGGAUGCCGUUCAUUGCUAUACUUAAUUGGUGUGUAACAAAACUUAUUCAGUAUUUUAUUAUUACUAUUUCCUGUCAUGUUUAUUUAGUAUUAUUGGUUUGUUUUAUUAAAAAUAAACGUUCAUCUAAAAGUU